UGAACUGUCGUGGCACUGCUACAUACAUGUCCGCGCAUCCUCGUAUAUUUCUACUCUAUUACAACACACAACCCAAGACAGAGAUCUAAACUAAAUACUGCGACUACUAGUCUAUGCAUCACCUCUGCAAGCAACUCUAACGAAAAUGAUACUACUAAAAGUUGUACUGAUGAUAAGUAUAGUCGUCCUUGCAUAUAAUAAUAACAUUAGCACAUGUGAAGCAAUAUGGAUUGAAGUAGGCAGCACAGGAGUCACAAAGUGUGUUUCUGAAGAUAUCAAGCAGAACGUUGUAGUCAUUGCUGAUUUCUCCCUUGUCAAUUUAGAAGAUGUUAGUUCCCAGCUCCUCCCUGUCCUCUCUAUUAAGGUAACAUCUCCUUACGGGAAUAAUCUCCAUCACCAAGAAAAUGUGACUCAUGGUCAAUUUGCAUUUACAACUACUGAGGCUGGAACUUACUUUGCAUGUUUCUGGGUGGAUGAAGGUCACAAAGCAACCACCAGCGUGACUGUUAGUCUGGACUGGAGAACUGGAAUUGCUGCAAAGGAUUGGGAGUCGGUAGCAAGGAAAGAAAAACUCGAGGGUAUUGAAUUGGAGUUGAGGAAACUUGAAGAUGCAGUUGAUACCAUCCAUCAGAAUCUAAUAUAUCUUAAGACAAGGGAAGCGGAGAUGAGGGAAGUGAGUGAAACAACUAACGGGAGAGUGGCAUGGUACAGUAUAAUGUCCAUCGGUGUAUGCAUUACAGUUUCAGUUCUGCAAGUUUUUCACCUCAAGCUUUACUUUCGGAAAAAGAAGCUUCUCUAGAUAUUUCAAUCUGCCCUGCACUACAGAAUUCUCAAUAUAAAAACCUGAGGAAACAAUGCUUGUCAAGAAACGGAGGGAACCUGGCUUUUAGCUUAAUCUUUGUUGUACCAUAAAGUUGUAUUUCAUUUCUUAAUAGUUAUGCAUUUAAACGAGCAGGCCUUGUGAUUGUUUUAGAAAGAAAAGGCUGAAAACAGUGUUACAUUCUUAAGUGUAACACAGUUACACCCCCAAAGGUAUUGUAUUUUUCAGUUUACUUAAUGCAUACUGUUAUCCUCAA
This is a messenger RNA of Daucus carota subsp. sativus, 1076 nucleotides long. RefSeq names its product transmembrane emp24 domain-containing protein p24delta3. Lineage: Eukaryota; Viridiplantae; Streptophyta; Magnoliopsida; Apiales; Apiaceae. The record is from RefSeq and is a predicted model, not a curated record. Gene Ontology annotation, biological process: Golgi organization; intracellular protein transport; endoplasmic reticulum to Golgi vesicle-mediated transport. The transcript is spliced from 4 exons. The coding region runs from base 146 to 799 and encodes 217 amino acids. Gene Ontology annotation, cellular component: Golgi apparatus; endoplasmic reticulum-Golgi intermediate compartment; endoplasmic reticulum.